This is a messenger RNA of Cyclopterus lumpus (lumpfish), 748 nucleotides long. It is a transcript of the gene lamtor5, whose product is annotated as late endosomal/lysosomal adaptor, MAPK and MTOR activator 5. The transcript is spliced from 4 exons. Gene Ontology annotation, biological process: positive regulation of TORC1 signaling; cellular response to amino acid stimulus. NCBI's taxonomy places the organism in Eukaryota, Metazoa, Chordata, Actinopteri, Perciformes, Cyclopteridae. Gene Ontology annotation, molecular function: guanyl-nucleotide exchange factor activity. Bases 117 to 392 code for a protein of 91 amino acids. The record is from RefSeq and is a predicted model, not a curated record. Gene Ontology annotation, cellular component: cytoplasm; Ragulator complex; lysosome.
UUAGUGCACGUGACGAUCAGCUGACUCCAACCGGAAGCUUUGAGGACGCAGGCUACAAAAAUAACACAUCUUCAUGCACAAUACAGGACUUUUGUAGUUAUUAACAAUUGAUAAUAAUGGAAUCGACCCUCGAACAGCAUCUCGAUGAUACCAUGAAAAAUCCAGCAGUUGUCGGAGUGCUGUGCACGGAUGAACAAGGACACAAUCUGGGCUGCCGUGGCUCCCUGUCUGAUGAACAUGGCGGUGUUGUGUCCGUUUUGGCCAAACAAGCAGCAGCUCUCGUCAAAGAACCAACGGAUAGUCCGACAGUGUGUUUGGAGUCUGAGUCAGGAAACAUUCUGGUGAGGAGUCAUGGGACCGUCACAGUAGCAGUUCACAAGAUAUCAUCUUGAAGACAUCACGACUCACGGAAGACUUUUAUAUGUAAAGAAAUGUACAUGAAAGGCACACAAGUAUAUUCACACAAUCCGGUUGAACUUUAUAAAAGAUCUUCAGUUUGCAAGAGAAAUCUGGAUGUGUUUUCUGCAGAUCCCAUAUUUAAACCAGAACAUGCUUGCCGUGAGAUUCCCUCCUUCUAAAUAUAUUAUAUAAAUAUGUAUACCAAGCUGUCAGUAAUGCAUUCAUAAAAAGGUCCUUCAACAUCUUAUUUCCAGCUAUGUUCAUACUUUGUGUGUUUUUGUUAUAAUCCAUAUCGUUCAAUACCAGGAUGCACAGAGAACACCACUUAAUAAACUUCAACUUUACUUUA